CCCCUGUUGUCUCACCAGCCCCUGUUGUCUCCCCAGCCCCUGUUGUCUCCCCAGCCCCUGUUGUCUCACCAGCCCCUGUUGUCUCCCCAGCCCCUGUUGUCUCCCCAGCCCCUGUUGUCUCACCAGCCCCUGUUGUCUCCCCAGCCCCUGUUUUCUCCCCAGCCCUUGUCGUCUCCCCAGCCCCUGUCGUCUCCCCAGCCCUGUUGUCUCCCCAGCCCCUGUUGUCUCCCCAGCCCCUGUUGCCUCCCCAGCCCCUGUUGUCCCCAGCCCCUGUUGUCUCCCCAGCCCCUGUUGUCUCCCCAGCCCCUGUUGUCUCCCCAGUCCCUGUUGUCUCCCCAGCCUCUGUUGUCUCCCUAGCCCCUGUUGUCUCCCCAGCUCCUGUUGUCGCCCCAGCCCCUGUUGACUCCCCAGCCCCUGUUGUCUCCCCAGCCCCUGUUGUCUCCCCAGCCCUUGUUGUCUCCCCAGCCCCUGUUGUCUUCUCAGCCCCUGUUGUCUCCCCAGCUCCUGUUGUCUCACCAGCCCCUGUUGUCUCCCCAGCCCCCU
Molecule: messenger RNA, 543 nt
Organism: Procambarus clarkii (red swamp crayfish)
Lineage: Eukaryota; Metazoa; Arthropoda; Malacostraca; Decapoda; Cambaridae
Source: RefSeq, a predicted model, not a curated record